AUGGCCAAAUUUAGCAGCAGUGCUGCCUUGGCGUUUUGCGCAGUAGCGCUCUGUUCUAUUGUGCAUCUAGUCGCAGCGAGUUGCCACUUUGAUUACCCACGUGACUUGCUGAGCAGGAAUGCGUUCGUUGCGUGUCACGAAGAUGUCGAAGUCUCCUACAACGCAACUGCGAUGUGCCCACACAGAGUAAACGGUACCGAGUAUGUAUGGCAUCCUCGUUCAAUUAAGAAUGGUGACGACCAGAUCAACACGUAUGUUGGUGAAAAUGAGAAGCUCCGUUCCAUACCUCUUUCGGAUGUGAUACGCACUGAAGACCGAAAUCCAUUUAUCUGGUUGGAAUCGGGUGUUUCGCGAACGGAUAUUAAGUUCGAAAAGCCGUCUAAUAGGUUGGUUGCGAUUACAGAACGCCGCCUGAUAUUCAUCUGCGGUCCGCGAAGUCUGGUUUUAAACGAUGCCUUGCAGCGCCAUAUUUACCAUUUCAGUGUUACUCAACCGCAUAAACUUCCUUGGGCUCCAUCCACUCCAUUGACUCAGGAGAUAGCCAACAUAGGGAGUGGUUUAGGUGUAUAUUUCUUGAAUAGGGGUCGUCUACAUAUGCCACUUCAAGGAUGUGGGAGUCGCCCUUCGCCCCUCUUCUCUCUGGAAAAUGAGGUGGCUGUAGACCCCGUCACAGGCAUCCGUUCAUGCGUGGCAGAUCCUAUGUCAGAAUCACCAAUAGGGUUUCUUUGUGAAGGAAAGGUUGAACCUAAGGAGUGUAUGAAAUUCCUCCUGGAUGAGAAUGGAGACGUUGUGAGUGCUCCUACGCCAAGUUAUGAUAGGACUUCCAGUUUCCAUCGGCCUUGGUCGGUGGCUAAAUACUUUAACGACUUAGAAGUACGACCCUUCAAUGGCGAAUGUAGGUGUAUAAGUUCCGAAACGGGCCAUGUGAAGGCCAAGAUUGAGAUCCGUUCGAAAACCGAUUACGUUUGUGACAUUUCCAGCAUGAUCGUCCGCAACCGUUCGCAACCAAUCCGUGGUCCUUGGUGUUCAGUGGUCCUCCAUCCUGGCAGCACAUUGACCAUACGGUUCCCAUCAGAGGCUGUCGUUUCGAGCUCCGACAAUUAUUCCACGCAAGUGCUGCCUAUCGGUGAAUUCGAAACUGGAUUUAUGCCGAAUGACUUGAGUACUUUGCGGCAACUGGCAAGCGUCCAUGACUUUGAUAUCUACGAAGAAAUCUUGUAUCACGAAGCAAUUGCUGGCGAUGCCCUCGAGUUGGAUGUUUCACAAAUGUCCCGGGGAGAGGUUAAACUGAGGUAUCAUCUGGAUAAACCCUUGGUAUUACGGCAUGGAACAAACUCGUUCAAUUAUCAUUGGACAUUGAAAUCUAGGAACAAGUAUGUUGCAAAGAAGAUACGCGCUACCGUCAAUGUGGCUUUUGCGUUUACGCAUCACUACGGCGUAAUUGGUUGCGACCGAGGGACACCAAGUGUAUUCGACCCAGAUAUUAGCCAGAAACAUUGCUCAGCAAAAUCUAUGGGGAAUGGUAUAGGGGAUGUUUACGAAUGCAAAGCCCAUAUUAAGGAGGGCUUUAGGCAGGCAGGUAUUUACUGCAGGCCAAAUGAGGAGCUGCUACCGCACAAUUGCGAAUCCAUGGGAUACGAUCUCUACAAGAAUAGGAUGAUUUCUAUUCCUGUGUCUGUGCAAAUUGCGACACCAUAUCCCAUUCAAGGGCUUCAGUUGUUCAGCUAUUACUACGACGACGAUAGCCCUCUCAGUUACGCGUGCUUUUGUGUCGACAAACUUGGGUACGCAAAGUCAAGGCUUGCUGUCGAAUCCCAUCAUCAUGACGAGCUUAGAUAUCUAGUACGUCGUGGAAGGGUCUCUCACACAUUGAUUCCUUACAUAUUACUGCCUUGGCGUGAGGUGGGCUUAUCAGGUGAGGGACUCGUACCACCCGCAUCUCUUAUGCUAAACAACAUAUACCGAAAGUCAGUGACUCUGCAAGCGGGCAAAACAUUAUCCAUGACUUGUGCAAUUAUUGCUGUUCGGUCGUGUGACGAGGAGUUGGAGUGCGAUUGUUUGCACCCUAGAAUAGACGAGAACCUGCCGGCGACAUGGCUUCCAACGCAACCUGAAGAAUUCUAUUAUUCCAUGAACGAAACCCCGGAUGCAAUUGAGCUUAUUAAGGUUACAUACAACGAUUCACUUGCUACGACCCCAGGUGGAUUCAAAGUCGGAUACCCUAGUGACAAAAAUGGAACAAAAAAAAAUAAAUUGGUUAUGCAAACGACUCUGGACGCCAUAUUGAUUUCCAAAGAUCCGCUUCACAUGCAAAACGUGCCCAUUACAUUCGUUUGCGGCAAAGCACCCGAGACAUCAGAUUUAUCCGUUAUCACUGGCAACCGGUCCACCUCAAAGGCAUCUGCACAACCCAGUUCCCAUGUCAUGGGGUUGUCAAUAGGACACACGUGGAACGUAGUCGUAGUAAAUGUAGAGACCACGGACCCGUACAUGCAAGGCUGCGGCGUUACAUACGAGUCCACUGACCUAUUCAAGCCUGAGACUCCCCAACUCUACGAUGCCAACGGACAACCUCAGUUCGGUUGCAAGAUAGACCUCCAAGCUGCCAAGGAAGCGGCGUUCUACUGCCCAGCGCCGUAUCUCCUGGACCCACCCAACUGCUUCAGCCAGGCCUCAGUUGACGGUGAAGUGACUAACCUAGGUGGUCUCAGUUCGUCGUUGGUAGCAUCUCGAUCCAACCACUUUGUCAUCCUUAGAUUCGAUCGUUUCCGAGUAAGGCCCGGGGAGACGUUGCGCCAGACGCCUCCGUUGGAAUGCCGCUGCGUCACCAUCAAGGGUGUCAUCCUCUCCACCAUCCAGAUCGAGAACUACUACUCAAAGUACUGA
Molecule: messenger RNA, 2886 nt
Organism: Babesia ovata
Lineage: Eukaryota; Apicomplexa; Aconoidasida; Piroplasmida; Babesiidae
Exons: 1
Coding region: 1-2886 (961 amino acids)
Source: RefSeq, a predicted model, not a curated record